GAGCUUCAAGACUUCACUGGAACCCUCACCACCAUUGUCCCCACACUCUCUUUGUAUAAGGUUUACUAAACCCACAAGACACUCUCAAUAAACAAUUCACAAGAUGCGUUUGCUAGUAGAACAAGUAGCUAGAGCUUCUUCACCAUUUUCCUCUGCUUCUUCUACAGAAUGUAACUCUCAUACUUGCAGAUGGAAGCCUUACUCAAACUCUAGUGAGUUCCAAGCAAACGCAUCUGUUCUCCUCAUCCUUUUCGUCUCUGCUCUCAUAUGUGGCCUCUCUCUCUGCGCUGCAAUACGUUGCUUUCUCCGCCCAAAUCUCCAAACUGACGACAACGAGCACAAGCCUGAUCCUGAAGAGGAUGUUUCAUCCACCGUGCCAACUCCGACGCUUGUCUACUCCUCAGACCUUGAGCUUGCAGGGGCUCAAGCAGAGUGUGCCAUAUGUUUGUCUGAGUUCGAACCAGGUGAGAGCAUCCACGUGCUGGAGAAAUGUCAUCAUGGGUUCCAUGUCAAGUGCAUCCAUAAGUGGCUAUCUUCCCGCUCCUCCUGUCCUACUUGCCGGACUUCUAUCUUCUCACAGAACACCUUAGACUCUGCAACAUCAGCGGUAGCUCCUUCAACAAAUGAGAUCAAUGCUUAGCUUUCCUCACUUCUUCUCCCACGUUCUCAUCUUUCUUCUUUCCAAAAGGUUUAGACCUUUUUGUUUAGUCUUUCGUUGUAUCCAAAGCUUAGAGUUAUAUAUUAUGUUUUGCUUGAGAUUGUUGUUCUAUGUUCAUGUUAUGUACCAUAACAUUAGUUACCA
Molecule: messenger RNA, 802 nt
Organism: Brassica oleracea var. oleracea
Lineage: Eukaryota; Viridiplantae; Streptophyta; Magnoliopsida; Brassicales; Brassicaceae
Product: RING-H2 finger protein ATL79-like
Exons: 1
Coding region: 104-640 (178 amino acids)
Biological process (GO): protein ubiquitination
Molecular function (GO): transferase activity
Source: RefSeq, a predicted model, not a curated record